This is a messenger RNA of Filobasidium floriforme, 2512 nucleotides long. RefSeq lists its product as uncharacterized. The transcript has a single exon. NCBI's taxonomy places the organism in Eukaryota, Fungi, Basidiomycota, Tremellomycetes, Filobasidiales, Filobasidiaceae. The record is from RefSeq and is a predicted model, not a curated record. The coding region runs from base 166 to 2148 and encodes 660 amino acids.
AUGCCAUACACACACACAUAGACACACACGCAAAUAUUCUCUCUCUCCUCAUCUCUCGAUUCCUCGUCCAUACUUGUCGAGACAGAUCGACAUAUAGACAGAGGUGUCUUUGCCUCCCUUUCACAAAGCCCAUUCAACGACGACGACGACGACGACGAGUAAAUCAUGGCUACUCCGGCCUCUCAGACCACGCCCGUCAACGCCCUUCAAGCCGCUCUGGGACCUGAAGCUUUCAAGGCCUUUGAAGAUUACAUCAUGACCAAGAUAAAGACGGGCAUGGAAAAGGUCAGGAAAACGGCGACGACAUCCUCGGAAAGCGACUAUCUAAAACUUAUCGAGCGCUGUGUCGAACAUAUCUCUGACACGGUCGAACCCGUCUUGCUUCCGAUGCUGGGCAAGUACAGAGUGCUCAUAGUUAGAUGUGAGCUGUACUUGAACAGGGUUGGCAAGGACCUCGGUGUCAAAUGGAAGGAGACGGAGAUGUUCAAGAGAUAUAUCGGGCCGUCCGACCAUUGGCAAGAACACGCAGACGCAAAGCGCAUGAAGAGCAUCCCCGAACAUAUCGAUCUCGAACCUGCCACCUCUGUUAUCACUUCCACUUCGGAGCCUGCUUCUCCUAGUCGUUCUCUUCCGAUGGACGACGCACAAGUUGACCCGCUCUCCGACGAAACAACCGACCCGGACUCAGAGUCUUCCAACAAUACGCCCACAUACAGUUUUUCUGGCCAAGAGCGAUCCGGCAGGUUGAAACUCGAUAUCCAUAUGUCUAGCGUGGUCACGACGGAAGCGACCAAAUCCGACUUUGGCUGCACUGGCUAUACCCCAAAGCAGAUCAUUGCCCUGCUCGUACAGGUCGAGUAUAUCCCGGAAAAGGAACUGCGAGGGACCGGACUGGAAGCUCUUAAUUCCGACCACGGGCGGGAGGAAGUGGGGUCGGUUCAACCGAUCAGCUCGGCGAUCAUCAAGAUCUUACAAGCAGGGAUCAUCAAUGCGGUCUGGAAAUCCGUCGCGGUGUACACCAUGUCCCAAGAUCGAGAUCCAAAACGAGGUACCGCCGCUCAAACCAUUGGCUCUCGAAGUCGACCGAUAUAUAGUAUGUUCUUCCUGAACGGACGGUUCAUGAGGCUGGCCAUCCGAGAUCGGGUCGUGCGUAUCGAAUUCUCGAGCGAUAAAUGCGGAAAUAGAGGGACCGAUAGAAAUGAAGUUCAAGAAGCAGAGACCACUUUGACGUCGACUUCUAAUAAGAGGGGGACCAUGAGCGGUCUUUUAGCACGGAUGAAUAUGAAAGACGGUUGUCGAUCCUUACUUCGGCAUCAUAUCACAACGGAAGAUGGGAUGAAGAGGUUUUGGAAGUGGUGUGGUGCGGCGGUCUGGUCGUUCGUCCCCACAGAAUCAGAACCAGAUUCGGAUUCAGAUCGUGUGAGAUCGACCUCGUCCUCGACCCCGGCCUCGACGGCGGUCCGUUCGCCUAUGCGUACAGGUCGUAAGACGGUACGGGAAGAAGUAAUCGGUUCAGAUCUCGUAGGUACAUCUACACCAACACUUGCGUCCAACGGAGUCAGGAAACGAGGGAGAACGAAGUCGGUUGCCGGCAUGGACAAGGGCGAUAAUGGGAACGAAGAAAGGGACGAAGAUGGGGAUGACGACGGGAGAAGAGGAAAUCGAGGGAAGAGGACCAAGGUGCUUGUUGCGCGUGAACAAGAUGAAUUAGAAGAAGAUGACGACGACGAUUAUCAUGAAGACGAUGACGGUGACGAAGAACAAGGCGGAGCAGAAAAUCCAACAAGCCGAACAAGGGCGGGUGGACAAAAGCAAGACGAAGAGACGUCUUCACGAGAUGUGGAGAUGAAGAGCAAGGCCGGGAUCGGGAUCAAGGUCGACAAGUGGCGCUCUGCGAUAGAAACCAAGACAACAGCAGAAGCUUCUGAGAUUGAAACGCGGGAUACAAAGGAGAACCCCCGACCGCAAUUACUCACACCGUCGGACGACUUGGAAGUCGGAGCCGGGGAUCACGCUAUGGACUCUGAGGAGUACAUGGAAUACGUGGAAUUGCGGGAGAAGAUGCGAAUUCUAGAUGGACUGGGUUGGAGGGUCGAGUAUUGUAGUCCCAGUGAGAUUGAACUGUUCGCAGAUAUGGUGCGCAAAUGAGAUGCGCUUAUGAGGGAUCCGAGUCAGAGGUGGGCAUCCGGUAUGCAAUUUGAGCUUCAUCGUCUUUCAGCUAUUGCCCCCUCAGCAUCGGUGCGAUACGUUGAACCUGAUCACCACUCGUGUAUGCGUUCACUACAUCUGCCGAUCACAAAACGCACCGCCUCUCGAAUGUAGUAGCGAACUCUCUGUCUAUCACCUUGACCACCGCCACCAGUCAACCGUGGAGUCCAGAGACGAGACGAACAUGAUCAUCCUCUUCGGUCAUCGAGCAGCACAGGAACAGGGGUAUUUGAACGGGACGUCCAGGCUGGUUUCGCUCAGCCCCAUGAUGCGCUGUCCAGAAUGAGGGCAUUCAUGGAUGGCC